This is a messenger RNA of Dentiscutata erythropus, 1905 nucleotides long. Lineage: Eukaryota; Fungi; Glomeromycota; Glomeromycetes; Diversisporales; Gigasporaceae. The record is from the annotation of a GenBank genome assembly.
AUGGUAAAUAGUGCCAUUACGCGAGAAGAGCGCUCUAUUGUCUAUUUCGUGGAUCCGACAGAGCAGAGUGCUCCACUUCUUGAAUCGAUAAAUCGAGGCGAAUUUAUAGCGUUACAUAGACUACAAGCCUUUGGAAACGUAUCUUUUGAACAUGUUAACAUGAAGAAUGUAGAAAUUUUCUGGCAAACGCUCGGCACGACACUUCAACGUAAUACACCAGAACAUUUUGAUACUGUUAUCCUGUUUGAUGAGUUUGAUAUGUUGUACAAUGCAACAGAAGAUGUUCUUAUCUUGUGUUUGACAACUCUUCAUGGCAUCAAAGCCAGCAAACAAGACUAUGCUAUAUGCUCUGUCAUUGCCAUCGGACCCUUCAGUAUUAUGCAUUUAAACUCGAAUAAUUUGAUCAUGUCACCAUUCAAUAUUAACGAACCAUUUCAGAACCCGAACUUUUCUUUGGAGCAAGUACAAUUCAUAUACAAAGAAUUUGCAGAUGAAUAUGAGUUGACUAUUGACCAAGAAGUUGUCGAAGAUAUAUACAUACAAACAAACGGGCAUGCUGGUCUUAUCUGCCUUUGCGGAUGUGCGAUCUAUAGAAAGUUAUUCUCAGAGCUAGAAAUGGGAAUGCACUUGAGCUAUGACAAAUGGCAACAUUUCACCUCCUCCUUAUUAGUAAAUGAGAUUUUAGAGUACCCAACGUUUAUAAGGAUGAAAGACACUCUCCUGAGAGAUGAUACUAAUAUAAAACAAGCUGUAAAGCUCCUCUGGACUGAUUUUUUAGCGAAUUUUGACCCUGUAAAUGUUGGGAUGCAAAAUGAUCUAGUCCGGUUUCUCAAAGCAGAAGGAGUUCUGAUCCCCGGAGAAAAUGCUGGAACAUAUGUAGAAGUUCUCUAUCAUCCUUCAACGGGUACCUUAGACAUACUUAAGGCCUUGAAACAAGUUGUCUGCAUAUUUGACAGAGAGAUUAUGAAGUUCCGCAAUUCUUUCAAGACAGCACAUGUGCUAGUCAAUAAUGUUGAUAAACUAGAAGUCCCUAGAAAGUCAGUUUAUAAUGCGGAAUUGUAUCGGAUAAUGUCGAAUUGGCUUGUUGAAUUCACGGUAACUGGACAAUGGCACCUAAAAUAUCGUACUAGUGGACAUAUCAAUCAUAAAUAUGUUAACAUAAUUAUCUCACGACCUAAUAAAACAAUUGCCCUUGAGCUUUUAGCUACAGCAACAAAAAAAGAGCUCAAAGAACAUUACGAAUGGGCACUCAUAUAUGAUAAGAAAUUACCUGCAGAUGAAACAUGGAUUGUCCAUUUCACCUGUGAAGAAAACGCCAUUUUGGAACCAUGCUGGUCAACCAAGUCUCAACUGCAAAAGGGUCUUCAAGUCGUAUACUUUUGGCAUGAUCUUAACUUUACGAAAAUUAGUAUAAUUGCAUGUUGGUGGGAUACAAAUAAUAAUACGAAGCAUGUUACUAAUGUUAAGGAAAUAAUGGAACAAUAUCAGAAUGAGAAUAAAUUAGUAGAGCCAAUUUUGUCCAAACCACUAUAUAAUAUAAAAACCGUGAACAAUGUUCAUGAUCGAGAAAAAAUUAUACCAGAGUCUGUGCAAAAUGUGACAGAAAAAUAUAUUAAGGAUUCAAGUUUAGUGACCGAAAUUGUGCAAGGUUUGUUACAAGAAUUUUUAGUAAAUUCUAUAAAAGAUAAUAUCGAAUUUAUUAACAGCAAAUCCUCAGAUUCUCCACCUGGUGCAGUCAAGCUUGCUCAUUUGUUGUAUCAAGCAUGUGUGACAGUAUCGAAAACCGUGAAUACCGUUCACGAUCAGACAAAAACUGAGGUGAGUACUCAAGCUAAAGUAAAUGUGUUAACCAAGUCUCAAGUCUCUGAAUCAGAAGGAAUAGAAUGCGGGGUAUCAGAAAUCAAG